CGGUGAUGUACUGCUCACGCGCAGUGUUGCGCACAGUUUUGUGAUUUUGUUCAUUUUUCUUAAACUUGAUGAUGGCAAAGUUAAUCUUCCUUGGCGGCCUCGCUUUGAUCGGUACAGCAGCAUGGUUCUUCGUCAAAACACAGGUGCCUGGCUCCCCCCCACAAUUGGACCUCAACGAGUGGUGGGGACCAAAGGAGCUUAAAGGCAAAACGGAUACAAGCAUUAAGCCUUUCGAAAUUAGGUUUGCUCAAGAGAUGAUCCGUGACCUAAAAGAACGUCUCAAAAAGCACCGUGAGAUCGUCCCACCUCUCGAGAGCGUUGGAUUCGAAUAUGGCUUCAAUUCAAAACAACUAGAUCCCUGGGUGAAAUAUUGGUCAGAGGAUUACAAGUUCCAGGAGAGGGAGAAAUUCUUAAAUAAAUUUCCGCACUACAAAACAAACAUACAAGGUCUCGACAUACAUUUCAUCAGGGUGAAGCCUCAGGUAUCCGCUGGCGUAACCACUGUACCUCUUCUCCUAAUGCACGGGUGGCCAGGCUCCGUGCGCGAAUUCUAUGAAGCUAUACCCCUGUUAACGAAAAAAGCUGAAGGAUAUGAUUUCGUAUUUGAAGUUAUUGUUCCCAGCUUGCCUGGAUAUGGAUUUUCCGACGCGGCAGUUCGUCCAGGACUUGGAGCUUCACAAAUGGGAGUGAUCUUCAAAAAUCUGAUGAAAAGGCUCGGUCACAAGAAGUAUUACAUCCAGGGUGGGGAUUGGGGUGCUUUAAUCGGCAGUUGCAUGGCCACUAUGUUCGAGGAUGAAGUGUUGGGUUACCAUUCCAAUAUGCUGGUUGUACAGAACGGUUGGUCGACAUUCAAAACUAUAAUCGGAACUUUCGUCCCCUCUCUGGUAGUAGAAUCUCACUUAGCCGACCGAAUGUAUCCUCUGUCGAAAUAUUUUGCUUUCCUCAUGGAGGAGUUUGGUUAUUUGCACCUGCAAUCAACAAAACCUGAUACUAUUGGAGUCAGUCUCUCAGAUUCCCCUGCUGGUCUUCUCACUUACAUAUUGGAGAAGUUCUCAACGUGGACGCGAUUAGAACACCGUUCUCUGGCCGACGGCGGUCUAUCCUACCGAUUCUCUAAGGAUCAACUGAUUGAUAACCUCAUGCUGUACUGGAGCACUAAUUCUAUCACCACUUCCAUGAGACUGUACGCUGAGAAUAUGUCAAACAAGAACCGCGCUUUAGGAAUAGAAGGAUACCCCUCAUCGGUACCGACGUGGGCCCUGCAAGCUAAGAAUGAACUUAUGUACCAGCCCCCUGGCAUUCUCAGUCUGAAGUUCUCGAACCUUCUUGGAGUCACAGUUUUGGAUGACGGCGGACAUUUUAUCGCAUUCGAGCUGCCUGACGUAUUCACUAAGGAUGUCUUCAGAGCUGUGAAGGCUUUCAAGGAGUUCCAUAAAAGGAAGACUGAGUUUCCAUGUUUAUCAGUGUUUUGUAAAAUACGUGUAUGGAACGACAUUAAGAUGGUGUUCCGAGUUCUACUAGCGGUGCUGGUGGUCAUGGUGGUGAUGGUGUUGGUGCCACUGUCUUACUUGCACCUGAGAAGCGUACCACCACUCCCGAAGAUCGUUCUCGACGAGUGGUGGAGCUCGCAGCUAAUGAAGGACAGCUUCAAGGAAGAUAUAAAACCUUUCAAAGUGCAGUUCAGUGAAGUGAUGGUAAGAGACAUCAAAGAAAGGUUGAGAGACCGCUACCGUCUAGCUCCACCCCUAGAAGGCAUCGCGUUUGAGUACGGUUUCAACAGCAAACAACUCGAAACCUGGCUCAAAUACUGGGCUGAGGAGUAUCCUUUCAGUGAACGAGAGAAUUUCUUCAACAAAUAUCCACAGUUCAAGACCAACAUACAGGGAUUGGACAUUCACUUCAUUAGGGUGACGCCAAAUGUUCCACCUGGUGUUGAAGUAGUGCCGUUGCUCCUUCUUCAUGGCUGGCCAGGCUCCGUGCGGGAGUUCUACGAGGCUAUUCCACUGUUGACAUCUGUGAGCAAGGACCGGAACUUCGCCAUCGAAGUCAUUGUCCCCAGCCUGCCAGGGUUUGGAUUCUCAAGCGCAGCUAUCCGACCAGGCCUUGGAGCUGAUAAAAUGGCUGUCGUAUUCAGGAACCUGAUGCACAGACUCGGCUUCAAGAAAUACUAUAUACAAGGAGGCGACUGGGGAGCGUUCAUCACUAAAAACAUGGCAACUUUCUUCCCUGAGGAGAUUCUUGGUUACCACACCAACAUGCCCUUCUCAACGUCACCGCUGUUCACAUUCUACACUCUCCUGGGAACCGUCUUCCCAUCUCUCGUGGUCAGCUCUGACCUGCAGGAUAAGAUGUACCCUCUGUCGAAGGUUUACGGCAACCUGCUAGAAGAGACUGGAUACCUCCAUAUACAGGCCACUAAACCUGAUACCAUCGGUGUGGCUCUAGCAGAUUCGCCGACAGGACUCGCAGCGUACAUCCUCGAGAAGUUCUCAACGGGCACAAACUUACAGCACCGCAGCCGCCCGGACGGAGGGCUCACCCGCCGCUUCACCAAGGACCAGCUACUCGACAACAUUAUGCUCUACUUUGUGACCAAUUCCAUGACCUCAGCCAUGAGACUUUACGCCGAGACAUUCAACUCUAGAUAUUUCAGCAUGAAGCUUGAUGAGAUUCCAUCACCGGUUCCAACGGUGUCAUUACAAGCGAAGAACGAGGUUUCCUUCACGCCGACCUGGGCGAUCCAGAGGAAAUUCCCGAAUCUCAUACGCAACACGGUACUGGACGACGGCGGCCACUUCUUAGCAUUAGAACUGCCCCAGCUCUUUUCUGAUGAUGUCAUCAAGGCUAUUGGAGAGUUCAGAGCAUGGCAUAAGAAUAAUAGAACUGAGUUGUAGUUACAUUGGUUUAAAGCAGUUCUUCAUUGGUACAAAGGGGUUUGAAUAUUUUAGUAUGGAGCCUGACUUCAUUACUGACCGCAAUUAAUUUUUUUUUUAUAU
Pararge aegeria (speckled wood butterfly) is the source of this 2996-nucleotide messenger RNA. RefSeq lists its product as uncharacterized. The record is from RefSeq and is a predicted model, not a curated record. The coding region runs from base 69 to 2894 and encodes 941 amino acids. The transcript is spliced from 17 exons. Gene Ontology annotation, biological process: epoxide metabolic process. Gene Ontology annotation, molecular function: epoxide hydrolase activity. Lineage: Eukaryota; Metazoa; Arthropoda; Insecta; Lepidoptera; Nymphalidae.